AUGAUUUCCCUAUAUCGCAAGCUACAGAAACACAAGUCUGGGGAGCAGGGUAACAUCAAGCAGCAACCACCAUGCGCACACCAGGGGAACAUCACUCCGGUGACCUGCAAGAGGCCUGAUGCGCCGACAACAAGUGCAAAGUCUGUUGAGUCUGAGCGUCACUCGACACCACAGAGCAGCCAGACUAAAGAUUCCAAGUGCGAGGCCUGCAUCGAGGAGAAAAGAGCCGCUCGUAAGUACCGGCUCAAGCUGGUUCUUGGCUUGAUAUUUCCCUUUGCGCUGCAGGCCUUGGAUGUCACAAUUGUUGCAAGCGCUUUGCCCUGGAUCGCCAAGGAUUUUAGUAAGUCAUUAUCCUUUAGUGUCAACAUAUCCAGGCUCGGCCACUGUGCACUUGACAUGAAUGCUCAUCAAAGAACCAUAGACGAGGUGUCACAGCUGAACUGGAUCAUAUCCGCAUUCAACCUGACCUCGGCCGCCUUCAUACCCUUUUGGGGCCAGAUGGCCGAUGUAUUUGGCAGACAUGCCGCCCUUCAAGCCACCGUGGUCAUCAUGAUGAUUGGAAGUGCUCUCUGCACCGCCGCUCCAACCGACGCCUUCCCCAUGCUGCUGCUCGGCCGUGGCAUUCAAGGUCUAGGAUGUGCCGGCAUCUCCGUCAUUGUCCGGGUCAUCAUUGCGGACAAGGUCUCGCUCAAGGAAAACGCCAAGAACUGGUCCAUCUUCUCCUUCACCGCCGGCAUGAGUUAUGCGAUUGGUCCAGUCAUUGGAGGCUACCUGACAACUGCUGCAUGGAGAUGGUGCUUUGCAAUCAACCUGCCCAUCUGCGUCGUGGCCGUUGCCCUAAUAUUCUUCAUCCUGCGCAAAGAUCUACUCGGACCCGUCGCACUCGCACCCGGAGACGUAGACAAUGUCCAACAACAACAACAACAGCAACAACCCGUAGCCAACGAAGCAAGGCUGACUAGAUUCUUUGCUCGCCUGACGACGGUAGACGUCGGCGGCCAGCUGCUCUUCCUGUCCGGCUUCGGGCUGGUGGUGCUGGCCAUGACGUGGGCCGGCGCGACCUACGCGUGGAGCAGUGCCGCCGUACUGACCCCCUUGCUGGUCGGGGUGGCCCUGGUGGGCGCCUUUGUCUUUUGGGAGAGGCUGAUGACCCCCGGUGGUGCCCUCGCGCUCAUGUUCCCGCGUCAAAAGGCCAUGCUUCCGUGGGAUAUUCUCAAGAACAAGGACGUCGGUCUCCUGUGUUUCAUCAACUUUGCGACGGGCGCCGCUAUGUACUCUGUGCUUUAUUUUUGUAGCAUCUACUUUACCAUGGUCAAGCUCUAUGACUCUGGUCACGCCGGCGUGCAGCUCCUGUACUACACUCCUGGUUUGGGAGUCGGUGUCUACCUUUCCAUGUUCCUCUGCAACAGAUACCCCCGCAACACCUUUGUCCCAACAAUGUUCGGCUCCAUAGUCGAGGCCGUGGGCGUCGGCAUGCUGGCCUGGGCUCUAUACCACGAAGACACGCCCACCAUCUAUGGAAUGAUGGCGUUGACCGGUGUGGGCACGGGAGUGCGGUUCCUAUCUGUCCAACUACACGCCAUCGGUUCCUUCCGCAACCGCAUCGCGACCGUCGUCUCGCUCCUGGCCGUCACGCUCCCGUUUGGCGGCACCCUGGGCCUCACCAUCAUGACCACCGUCUUCAACAACGAGUCCGGCAUCGGCAGCGACUCGCCCGUGCGGAACUUUGACGUGCUGCACGCCCUGCCAGAAGCCCAGAGGUCGAUCGUCACCCGGCAAGCAAAGAUGGGAGUCGUGUGGGCCUUUGUGGCCAUCCUGCCAAUUAUGGUGCUGUGUGUUCUCGCUGCAUCGCUCCUCGGCAACGUAGAGAUCACCCACGUCGAAGUAGACGGCGACGAGACCAACAGUCCCGGAGGCGGUGCCCACGUCUUUCGCGGAGUUUAUCUGCUGCAUCUCAUCAGGAGGAGAAGGGGGCACCCCGCCGGCACAGAGCAGCAGAAUGAACUCAAGGCUGUGCCUUAA
Molecule: messenger RNA, 2022 nt
Organism: Pyricularia pennisetigena
Lineage: Eukaryota; Fungi; Ascomycota; Sordariomycetes; Magnaporthales; Pyriculariaceae
Exons: 9
Coding region: 1-2022 (673 amino acids)
Biological process (GO): transmembrane transport; basic amino acid transport
Cellular component (GO): fungal-type vacuole membrane
Molecular function (GO): basic amino acid transmembrane transporter activity
Source: RefSeq, a predicted model, not a curated record